Messenger RNA from Moneuplotes crassus, 1152 nucleotides. The record is from the annotation of a GenBank genome assembly. NCBI's taxonomy places the organism in Eukaryota, Ciliophora, Spirotrichea, Euplotida, Euplotidae.
AUGGCAUCUGUAGUGAGGAGAAGUGGGGCUGUGAAGAGAGUGAAGAGUGAGGAUGAGGAAGAUUGAAGGAAGGAGGAGAAUAGGAAGGGAGAAGAGCUUGUUUCGGCGAAGAUAUGGGUUCCAGUGUCGUUGCUGGUGAGUAUUCUUAAUGCUAUUGCUGGGAUUUGCUUCAGCUAUGUGUCAAAAUACAAAAUUAAAGCUGGAGGAAUGCAAGGAGCAGGAGAAUUCUUAGGAAACUCUGUUUGACUAAUAAUCAUCAGUUUUCAGGGAAGAUACUUAACACCCCAAGAAACCUCUCAAUUAUCCCCUCAAUCAAGAUCUCCAUGGUUAAAAUGGCUAUACGACAUCUACUACAUCCGUAAAAGAGACAUCCAUGGUAACCUACUCCAUGCCCAAUGGGAACAAGGUAUUUGAAUGAGAAGGGCUUUGAUUACAGUUGUGUUGGUAAUUUUAACUGUUUUAUUAAAUCUGGCUUUUGUUCUUUCACUCUAUUAUGCAACUGUUGGGUUUUUUAAUAGUGGGAUCAUGUGAUCUUUGGGAGUUACGAGAGUCAUUUUUGUAUCUAUUAUUUUUUAUUUUAUGUUUAAGCAAAGUUUGAAGUGGUAUGAAAUCGCGGGUAUUAUGAUUCUGAUUAUUUCUGUCGUUUCUAUACUUUACUCAGGGGAAGAUAAAGUAGUGAAUGAGAAGCAAGAUACUCAAGCAUUUUUUGUUGUUUUAGCGUGUUUAUCUAUGAUAAUAACAAUGCUAUUCAGUACUAUGCGAAUUGCAGUAUGCAAAUAUGUUUCUCUAGAGGUACCAGAAAUUAAUAUCCCUGCGCUCUACAACUUUACUAUGGCAAUCUAUGCAGCAGGGAUGAUAAUAUAUCUAAUUGUUCUGAUAUCCCAAGGUUUUGAAUUCACACUCAUCGAGUUUAGCGUUGGAACUUUAGGAGGAGCUUUAUACAGUGUUGCUGGAUACCUUACCACUUACGUAAAUGUCAGAGGAAAAGCCGCUAUCGCCUCUGCCAUUAUCGAAGGCAGUACUCUCUUCCAAACAGUCUUCGACCUACUCCUCUUCGGCAGGUACCCCAACCUCGCCCAAUACAUCGGCUUGCUCCUUGGCUUCGGAGCAGUCCUAUUCAUUAUCCUGUUUAAUUCUCUAAGAGAGAAAUAA